AUGUCACCAUUCCUGUUUGCAAUAGGAAUGGAAUACCUGUCUAGAUGCUUGUCCUUACUUGGAAAAUCAAAAGAGUUCAAAUUUCAUCCAAGAUGUAAAAAAAUAGACCUGACUCACUUGAUGUUUGCAGAUGAUUUACUAAUGUUUGCUAAGGGAGAUGAUGCUUCUGUUUCUCUCCUUUUUGAAGCUUUCUCUAAGUUUUCUGCUGCUUCUGGGUUGGAAGCUAACAUGAUGAAGAGUGAACUGUAUUUGGCUGGUGUGCCUGAAUCUGUAGCCCUCAGUAUUCUAGCUAAGAUUGGCAUACCUAGGGGUUUUUUUCCUUUUAGAUACCUUGGUGUCCCCCUCUCAACUAAGAAACUGAGCUUUACAGACUGUAAGCCCCUGAUUGAGAAGACUGUAGCAAGGGUAAAAAGUUGGUCUGCUAAGCUUCUUAGUUAUGCUGGAAGGUUACAACUGAUUAGAUCAGUUUUAUUUGGCAUCCAGUUGUACUGGUGUCAGAUAUUCAUAAUGCCUAAGAAGGUGUUGAAAGAGAUACAAAGAAUAUGUAGAUGUUUCUUAUGGAUUGGAGCUGAAGGGAAUUCCAGGAAAGCACUAAUUGCUUGGGAUCAGCUGUGCUUACCUAAAAUCUGUGGGGGUUGGAAUCUUAAAGAUUUACCUUUGUGGAACAAGUUAGCUGUUGCUAAACACUGUUGGGAUUUGUCUUUGAAAGCUGAUAAGCUGUGGGUGAAAUGGAUUCACACAUACUAUGUGAAGCAUAAUGAUUUUUGGACCAUGCCAAUCCCUAAUGGACUGUCUUGGUCUUUGAAGAAGAUUUGGCAGCAAAGGGAGACACUGAGUAGCUCUGGUGAUUUGCAGAAGUUUGUAACUGCAGGGAAAUUUAAGAUUCAGAGAAUGUAUAAUCAUUUAAGACAUCAAGGGGAAUCAGUGGGGUGGAAGAGAAUUUUUUGCAACAGUCAUGCUAGCCCUAAAAGUGUGUUUAUUGUGUGGCUGGCCCUGCAGGAUAGACUUGCAACUAAAGAAAGACUGAGAAGAUGGAAUGUUAUAGCAGAUAGUGUGUGUUGCCUUUGUCACAGCACAGAUGAAAGUAGGGAUCACCUUUUCUUUGAUUGCAGUUAUUCUGCUGACAUUUGGAAUCAGGUUCUGCAGAGAAGUGGCAUACAUAGAACUGCUGGAACUUGGAACGAAGAGGUGCAGUGGGUGCAGAAAGCAAGCAGGAGUACUAGAAGCAAAGCUAGAAUGUGUAAUAGUUUGUUCUGUGAAACUGUGUACUCUAUCUGGCUAGCUAGGAACUCUAAAGUUUUUUCUAACCAGUUAGACAAUAGCUUAAGUAUUGUAAACAGAAUUCUGUUUAGGGUAGCUUGUAAUAGCUAG
Molecule: messenger RNA, 1371 nt
Organism: Spinacia oleracea (spinach)
Lineage: Eukaryota; Viridiplantae; Streptophyta; Magnoliopsida; Caryophyllales; Amaranthaceae
Exons: 1
Coding region: 1-1371 (456 amino acids)
Source: RefSeq, a predicted model, not a curated record